CCGAUGUCCUCACUGCGGGAGAAUAUGCGGGUCAAGAAUCGGUCUCUUCAGUCACCUAAGAACACACGCCCAAGAUACCAAGGUUGGAAGACUAUCGUCCUCGAACGACGAGGGAUCGCCUAAGUAAGUAAGAAGAAGCCUCCUGGAAUGUUAUCAACUCUUAAACUUGUCUGGGGAUCUGCCACAGUAGGCGGAAAGACCCCAGAAAAAAGCAGGCUGCAAGGUUUGAUUUGCCCCACUGAAAAUGGCCACGAUCAGUACAGAGGUCCAGACCAAGUCAGAACAAGGAACAUCGAUGGAAGUGGAAGAGAUCAACGGCCUCAAAUUGGAGGAAAAAGUUGGGAAUGACCCCCACGUUGCUGCGGCUGGAAGAAUUGAGGACUUUCCACUGAACACUUCCAACAUGGAGGUGAAAUGUGAACAACUGGAUUGUUUAUGGGGAGAGAGCCAUUGGCAGGAAUUCCCAAAGACAUUGGACUAUACCAGCUCUGAUGUCACGAAGCCAGAAACAAUGGGGUCUUCAUGCCAAAUUGGGGCCCAAGCCUCUCCAUUUGUCUUCACAUCCAAGGUGGAAGAAGAUCAGGAGACCCAAACCAAGUUGGGUGCCUCUGGAGCAUCUCAAGAAGUCUCCAAAGGGCUGACUCCACCAGUUGAAGACCAGUCCGAGGAUGCGGUGGUCUUGGAGAUCCAGCGCCAGAACUUCCGCCAGUUCCGCUUCCAGGAGGCUGCUGGGCCCCGUGAGGUCUGUAGCCGGCUCUGGUUCCUCGGCUGCCGGUGGCUGAAGCCGGAGAGGCACUCCAAGGAGCAGAUCCUGGAGCUGCUGAUCCUGGAGCAGUUCCUGGCCAUCUUGCCUCCAGAGAUCCAGAACCGGGUCACAGAGGGCUGCCCGAAGACCUGCGCCCAGGCAGUCGCCCUGGCUGAGGGGCUUCCGCAGAAGAAGCAGAGACCUGAGAGGCAAGAGCAAGAGGGGCUGGUUAAAGAGAGAGACACGACUUUCCCUGCGGCCAAACAGAUUCUAUUGGACUGUAAGCAGAAUUGGAUGUUCCCAGAGAGUGAUGCCUGUGUAGCUGAUUCUUCGAGCGAAAAUCUUAUGUGUACAAAUGAGAUAGAGCAGCGAAAAGGAAUUGAAGGAAGAGGAGCACCAAAUGGGAUGGAGACGGGCAUCCCAGAAGAGGUGCCUUCACAGCGUUCUGGUCCAGAAGAUUUUUCCAAUGGCUGGCAGGGAUCUAUUGAACUUCAAAGAAGUUCUCCAGAGGAGAAAAUAGGAGAAUCCCUUCCUUUCGAAGGCGACAAGGCUCUUGUUGAUGCAUCGAGUCAAAAAGAGGUCCCGGCAGUGAAGAGGGAAGGUGCGAGUGCUGCCGACAAGAGCAACUUUCCAGACAACUCGGAGAUCAUUGAGGUUCAAGUGACGCACACUGGCAGCCUGCCCUAUAAGUGCUUGGACUGUGGGAAGAGCUUCAAUUACAGCACCAGCCUCGUCCGGCACCAGAGGAUCCACACCGGGGAGAAGCCGUACAAGUGCUUGGACUGCGGAAAGUGUUUCUGCCAAAGUUCGGGCCUCUCCAUCCACCAGAGGAUCCACGCUGGGGAGAAAGCCUACCAGUGUUUGGACUGCGGGAAGAGUUUCCGGGUGAAGUCGCACCUCAUCCGGCACUCCAUCAUCCACAAAGGGGAGAAGCCGCACAAAUGCCCGGAGUGCGGAGUGGGUUUCUGCGAAAGGUCGGAGCUUCGCAUCCACCAGAGAAUCCACACGGGAGAGAAACCUUACAGCUGCGGCGACUGCGGGAAAAACUUCUGCCGGAAGGCCGACCUCACUCUUCACCGGAGGAUUCACACGGGAGAGAUGCCGUACACUUGCGUGCAGUGCGGGAAGGGCUUCCGGUGGAGCUCCAACCUCAUCACGCACCAGAAAACCCACACGGGCGUCAAGCCUUUCGGGUGCACCGAGUGCGGGAAGAGCUACUACUCCAACAUGAGCCUCGUCCGGCACCAGAGGGUCCACACGGGCGGCACGCCGUACAUCUGCUCCGACUGCGGGAAGAGCUUUUGCGACAGCACCAGCCUCACCAGGCACCAGAAAAUCCACACCGGGGAGAAACCCUACGUCUGCAUGGACUGCGGGAAGAGUUUCAACCGGAACUCGAAUCUCAUUUCGCACCAGAGGACCCACACGGGCGUCAAGCCCUUCCUGUGCUCGGACUGCGGCAAGAACUUCAGGUCCAAGUCGGAGCUUCACAGACACUACACGGCUCACGGAGGAGAGAAAAGUGGAAAAAGCCCAACCGGGUCUGAGCCAAAGCCUCCUGCGUGUGAGAAAACAGACACUGAACUUGAAGUUAGGGACGAAGAUCAGGGGGGAAAAGAAGAAGGCAACGCCCUUGGGGAGGUGUCGUUGUGCCAAGACAAGGGGAUGGAGACCAUUGUUGGCUUCCCUUUCCAAGAAAAAGAGAAGCGAGGAAUCAAAAGGGAGGAGGAACAACUGCAAAGAACCACCCUGAGUGAAAUAUGGGGAGAAGACAGAAAAGCUUCAUAUGCUGGACGUAGAAGGACAUCCCUAGGAGGAGAGCAUCUUAAGCCAGAAACAGGCCAGGAGUUGCUUGAACACUGGGAUGGCCAGUGGGAGGUGUUAUUGCCGACAACAGAGAUGCCUCUGCCAGAACCAGAAAACCCACAGUUGUCGGAAGAGUUGGCAACAUGGAAUGAUGCCAAGGCGUUCCUGGCCUCUUUUGAGCAAGUGGCCAAGGCCUGUCGGUGGCCAAAGGCGGAGUGGGUGCCUUGGCUCCUGCCAGCCCUCCAAGGAGACACCAGGAUGGCCUUCGAGAGCAUGGACGUUGCAGACAGAGAGGACUAUGGGAAGGUGAAGGCAGCCGUCUUGUGGACGAACACCAUGAGGAGGGAGCAGCAGCGCCAGGAUUUCAGGGGCUUCUGCUACCAGGAAGCCACGGGUCCCAGGAUGGUUUAUGGCCGGCUCCAGGAGCUCUGCUUCCGGUGGUUGAAGGCCAAGCAGCAAACCAAGGAGCAGAUCCUGGGAGACGUGGUUUUGGAGCAGUUCCUGGCCGUUUUGCCUGCGGAGAUGCGGAGCUGGGUGCGGGAACGGGGGCCAGGGAGCUGUGCCCAGGCGGUGGCCCUGGCCGAGGAUUUCAUAGCCAGACGAGACGAGGCCGAGAGGCCAAAACAACAGGUGAUGGUAAAACAGGGAUCUCUGAAUGUCUCUGUGGCUGAAGAAAUUCCAUCGGACUAUGAGCAAAAUCAAGUCUUCCAGACGGGGGAUAGUAGCAGCUCCCAGAGUCAAGGUGUGACGGGUUCAGGUGACAGGAACCAGCCAGAAGGAGAAAAGGCAAUCCAGGUAAAGAUGAACAGCAUGGAAGAAGAAAGUUCCAAGCAUAAGAAGCACAGAGAAGAGCAUCAAGCUUGUCAGGUGCCCAGGGAGCAUCAGACUUCUUCCCUGGGCGGGAAGGUGGAAAGAGGCAUCCCUUGCAAUGGUGGUGAGCCCAUUCAUAUUGCAAGUCAACAAGGAACCCAUGUAGUCAAGAGAGAGGCCGUUGACACGGUGGACGAUGGCCAUUUCCUGGACAAUUCAGAGAUUAUUGAAUUCCAGGUGAGCCACACUGGGGGCCUGCCCUAUCAAUGCUUGGACUGUGGAAAGAGUUUCAAUUACAGCACCAGCCUCGUCCGGCACCAGAGGAUCCACACCGGAGAGAAGCCGUACAGGUGUCCGGAUUGCGGCAAGUGUUUCCGCCAAAGGUCCGGCCUCACCAUUCACCAGAGAAUCCACACCGGAGAGAAAGCCUAUCAGUGCCCGGAGUGUGAGAAAAGUUUCCGUGUGAAGUCGCACUUGAUCAGACACUCCAUUGUCCACAGCGGGGAGGCGGGAGAGACGCCGUAUGUGUGCUCCGAAUGCGGGAAAGGCUUCCGCUGGAAUGCCAACCUCAUCACACACCGGAAAACCCACGCGGGGGUGAAGCCCUUUGCGUGCGCCGAGUGCGGGAAGAGCUUCUACUCCAACAUGAGGCUCAUCCGGCAUCAGCAAGUCCACGCUGGGAUCAACCCGUACACGUGUCCCAUCUGCGGAAAACGCUUCUGUGAUAGCACCGGCCUCGCCAGACACCAGAAGAUCCACACGGGAGAGAAGCCCUACGUCUGCGCCGAUUGCGGGAAGAGCUUUAACCGGAACUGGAGCCUUGUUUCACACCAAAGGAUCCACACAGGCGUGAAGCCAUUCCUCUGUAUGGACUGCGGCAAAAACUUCAGGUCCAAAUCUGAACUUCACAGGCAUUUUACGAGCCACAAGGGAGAGAAAAACGAGGAAACGGGCAAAAUGGCUAGUGAACAGAGAGUGCCACCCACACAGGCUUUCCAUUUCCCAUUUGAGGCACAACCACGUCGAGUAAAACAGGAGUCGAAUGAGGGUUCAGCCCACUGUUGGGGUUCUCCAGAGCUCUUAAAGGUGGUGAGAUGCCUCAGUCCAGACGUUGGUGGAGCCACGCCGCAGCCUUACAACAGACAAGGUCUUGGUGAGCCCGUGGAGGAGGAAACCACGAACGACGUUGCCCUGGAAAGAGAGCGCCGGCGACAACGUUUCCGGGUCUUCCACUACAGAGAUGUCGGCGAGCCCAGGGAGACCUGCCAACGCCUUUGGGAACUCUGCCGGCAAUGGCUGCAGCCGGAGAGGAGCUCCAAGGAGGCGAUCCUAGAGCUGGUGGUCCUGGAGCAAUUCCUGGCCAUCCUUCCACCGGAGAUACAGAGCCGGGCGAGGGAAAGCAGACCGCAGACUUGCUCCCAAGCGGUGGCCCUGGCUGAGGAUUUCGUGUUGAGGCAGCAAGAGGCCACAGAGAGCCAAGAAAAGCAGAUCCUGAUCCAUCAAGCACCAGUACAUCUCCCCAGACCUGAACAGGACUCUUUGAAUGUCGAGCCGGAGAAAUUUUACAAAGAGCCGAAAGAGGAGGACACAGAAGGUGCUGUCAUUGUGGGUGCAGAAUGGACUCCAGUUGGUGAGGAAGCAGAAGAGGAGCUGGAGCCGGAGGAGAAGUCGAAACUGGCAAUCCCAGGACAAGUUGGAUCGCAGCUGCCAUCUACUAAAAGACUUUCUUGGUGCUCGGAAAAUGGAGAAUUUUCAACCAUCCAGCCUGAAACAGAAGCACCAAACCAACCUGAUAAUGAAGAGGAAACUUCUGUGUCUUCCUUGGAAAGUGAUGAGGACUUUGGAAGUGGAAUGGAAGAGGAUGUCCCUAAGAGCAAAGAACAAAAUCCAUGGGCUGGAGAUGAGGAGACCUAUCAUCAGACGGCUGGCUCUGUUUCCGAUGAGGUAAUCCAAGACAGAGAAAAGCUCCACAAGUGUUUGGUUUGUGCCAAAACCUUCGCUUCUGAAUCCGGCCUCAUAGAGCACGAAAGAAUGCAUGUAGGAGAGAAGUUAUAUUCCUGUCUGCACUGUGGGAAAGGUUUCCGCACAGGCUCAGACUUCAUCCAGCAUUUGAGAACACACACCGGGGUGAAAAUCUUCAAAUGCUCGGAAUGUGGGAAGUGUUUCCGCCACACCUUUGCAUUCACCAGCCACUUGAGGAACCACAUGGGGGAGAAACCAUUCCAGUGCUUGGGAUGCGGGAAAAGUUUUGGGACCCGCUCUGAGCUCAUUCGGCACGAGAGGUCCCAUACUGGGGAGAGGCCUUACCGGUGCGCCGAUUGCGGGAGAAGCUUCUGCCAGAGUUCGCAGCUUAUCACUCACCGGAGGAUCCACACCGGAGAGAAACCCUUUAAAUGCCUUGAGUGUGGGAAGGUCUUUAGCCAGAGCUCACACCUUCACGGACACCAGAGAAUUCACGCCAUUGAGAAGCCGUAUAAGUGCGCCGAUUGUGGGAAAACCUUCAGCGGGAGGUCCCACCUCAAUCGGCACCAGAGAAUCCACACCGGGGAGAAGCUAUUCAAGUGUUUGGUGUGUGGGAAAAGCUUCUGCAUGAACUCCGACCUCAUCGCACAUGAGAGGAUCCAUUCUGGGCACAAACCGUACAAAUGCCCCGAGUGCGGAAAGGGCUUCAGUCAGAAGCAGCACUUGACCAGCCACCAGAGGACCCAUACGGGGGAAAAACCGUACGUUUGCUCGCACUGCGGGAAAGGCUUCAGCGUGAGCUCCAACCUCAAUACUCACGAGCGCACCCACACGGGCGUGAGGCCCUUCCGAUGCUCCGACUGCGGGAAAAGUUUCAGCCAGAAAUCCCACCUUGUUGGCCAUCAGAGAAUCCACACUGGGGAGAAACCUUACUUGUGCAUCAAUUGCGGCAAAAGCUUUGGCUCAAGCUCAAACCUUAUGGCGCACAUGAGGAUCCACAGUGGAGAGAAAGCCUAUACAUUUUAUUGUACUGCUAGACUGGACAAGCUCCAGAGCUUGGGAGAAAUGAAAGCCAAUUCCGAGUGUCUUUGGACCACCACAGCUGUCAUUUUGCGCCCGCCGGCUGAACCCAAGGCGGGAGGAAGAGAGGCCCGUUGGACGUGGGGGCCACCUGUGCCGCAUGGACGCUGGGGGCCCCGCCACGGGAGCAGAGGGCUGAUGCCGCACAAGGAGCUCCAAAAGUUCAGUCUGGCGGUUCAUGAUGCUGAUGAUCCGUUCCGUUCCCGCCCGGUGCCUUUCGCGGUCCUCCAGGUCUGCGCGGGCAUAAUCUUCGAGGGCCCAAAAGAUCUUCUCGGUGGCCAUCUCCAUCCGCCGGUCGGCCGCCGUUGCCAGGUCCAGGGCCAUGUCGCUCCGGGUCUUCUUGUGCCGGUUUCUGAGGUGGACGAGGCGCUCGGCGCUUUGGAGACCCGCUCUGAGCUCAUUCGGCACGAGAGGUCCCAUACUGGGGAGAGGCCUUACCGGUGCGCCGAUUGCGGGAGAAGCUUCUGCCAGAGUUCGCAGCUUAUCACUCACCGGAGGAUCCACACCGGAGAGAAACCCUUUAAAUGCCUUGAGUGUGGGAAGGUCUUUAGCCAGAGCUCACACCUUCACGGACACCAGAGAAUUCACGCCAUUGAGAAGCCGUAUAAGUGCGCCGAUUGUGGGAAAACCUUCAGCGGGAGGUCCCACCUCAAUCGGCACCAGAGAAUCCACACCGGGGAGAAGCUAUUCAAGUGUUUGGUGUGUGGGAAAAGCUUCUGCAUGAACUCCGACCUCAUCGCACAUGAGAGGAUCCAUUCUGGGCACAAACCGUACAAAUGCCCCGAGUGCGGAAAGGGCUUCAGUCAGAAGCAGCACUUGACCAGCCACCAGAGGACCCAUACGGGGGAAAAACCGUACGUUUGCUCGCACUGCGGGAAAGGCUUCAGCGUGAGCUCCAACCUCAAUACUCACGAGCGCACCCACACGGGCGUGAGGCCCUUCCGAUGCUCCGACUGCGGGAAAAGUUUCAGCCAGAAAUCCCACCUUGUUGGCCAUCAGAGAAUCCACACUGGGGAGAAACCUUACUUGUGCAUCAAUUGCGGCAAAAGCUUUGGCUCAAGCUCAAACCUUAUGGCGCACAUGAGGAUCCACAGUGGAGAGAAAGCCUAGCACAGUGCCCAACAUGGCUCAAAACAGUUGGAUGAACAAUUUUAAUCCUCUCUCUCACCUAUCUCCUUUGGUAUUUAUUUGCCAACGUUCCCAUUUAGAUGCUACCUAGAGUUUUUGGAAAUAUUAAGAAACAAGAUGUGAUAUUAUUGACAGGACAAGCACAAAAUAUUUUGCUGCUUGAGGCAAAAGACAAGGAAAUACAUUCUCCUCCAUCCAUUGCCUGGACUGGUAGCUGAAUCUGACUUCAACCCUAAGGGUGGAUUUGGGUCCUUUGCCUCACCUGAGACUCUAGGAUGAUUGUGUAUGUAUGUGUGUGUCUUUCUCACACACAAACCUCUGUCAACAAGAAGAGGGUAACAAUUAAAAUGUUGGGAGGAAAAGGUAAGAGGCUGAAUGUGCAUUUGCCACCCGAGGCCACUGUCUCACUCCGCCUCAUGGCAAGGCUGAGUAUUGUUUGGCAUGUUGAUACAUAACUGUUGCAGAUUGUUAAGGCAAUAAAGCUGUUAAUUGAA
Molecule: messenger RNA, 8025 nt
Organism: Anolis carolinensis (green anole)
Lineage: Eukaryota; Metazoa; Chordata; Lepidosauria; Squamata; Anolidae
Exons: 13
Coding region: 245-7513 (2422 amino acids)
Biological process (GO): regulation of transcription by RNA polymerase II
Molecular function (GO): DNA-binding transcription factor activity, RNA polymerase II-specific; RNA polymerase II cis-regulatory region sequence-specific DNA binding
Source: RefSeq, a predicted model, not a curated record